Gongylonema pulchrum is the source of this 444-nucleotide messenger RNA. The record is from the annotation of a GenBank genome assembly. Lineage: Eukaryota; Metazoa; Nematoda; Chromadorea; Rhabditida; Gongylonematidae.
GUUGUUACAGUGGAAUGUCAGGAAGCAGCGCUAAAUUGUACCACACAUUGGGAUAUGGUGCCUUUCAUUGCCCCAGUUGGACUAUGUGAAGAAUAUUUCCCAAUUGAAUGCCUUGCAGAAUUAGUGGUCUCAAAGAACUGCAAGGACGAUGCUGGAUAUGGCGAAUUUUUGACGAGUUUAGCGACCGACAUUGGUGGCUUGGAAUUUGCCGGAUGCAUAAUGGAUAGCUUCGGGGACGAAUACUGCGCAAAAGUCGGCGAUGAAUUAGAGCAAGCAUUCUUCCAAUGUUUGUCGGGUGCGUCACGAUGUCGCAAUAAAGAGGAGAUGAUUAUCGAAUGUGAAAAAGAAUAUUUGGAUCACUCUAGGCAAAGCACUGAGAAGAUUGACAGAGAAUUUGAGAUGGCUGAUGCUAAUCAGACUCGUUACCAAGAUAAAAAAAAGUAA